Molecule: messenger RNA, 285 nt
Organism: Haemonchus placei
Lineage: Eukaryota; Metazoa; Nematoda; Chromadorea; Rhabditida; Trichostrongylidae
Source: the annotation of a GenBank genome assembly
AUGCACGGUACAGGAAGAAGCAGAAAACGUGCAAGGUGUCCUCACAUGGUGAGAAAGUACUAUUGGAUGAGAUUUACCAAUGGAGGUAUUCGUCGACUUGAACUCCGCGGAGGAGUGCAACUUAUUUCUGAAGACGUCUACGAGCUUAUAUGUGGUGUUGUGAAGGGAGUGAUCCAUGAUGCUGUUACUUACUGUGAACAUGUCAGGCGCAAGACCGCAAACGAAAUAGGUGUCGUUUACGCUCUCAAACGUCGAGGUUACACUACUUACGGUUUUGCUGUAUAG